Messenger RNA from Schistosoma mattheei, 1830 nucleotides. The record is from the annotation of a GenBank genome assembly. Lineage: Eukaryota; Metazoa; Platyhelminthes; Trematoda; Strigeidida; Schistosomatidae.
AUGAUGAUGAUGAUGAUGAUGAUGAUGAUGAUGAUGAUGAUGAUGAUGAUGAUGAUGAUGAUGAUGAUGAUGAUGAUGAUGAUGAUGAUGAUGAUGAUGAUGAUGAUGAUGAUGAUGAUGAUGAUGAUGAUGAUGAUGAUGAUGAUGAUGAUGAUGAUGAUGAUGAUGAUGAUGAUGAUGAUGAUGAUGAUGAUGAUGAUGAUGAUGAUGAUGAUGAUGAUGAUGAUGAUGAUGAUGAUGAUGAUGAUGAUGAUGAUGAUGAUGAUGAUGAUGAUGAUGAUGAUGAUGAUGAUGAUGAUGAUGAUGAUGAUGAUGAUGAUGAUGAUGAUGAUGAUGAUGAUGAUGAUGAUGAUGAUGAUGAUGAUGAUGAUGAUGAUGAUGAUGAUGAUGAUGAUGAUGAUGAUGAUGAUGAUGAUGAUGAUGAUGAUGAUGAUGAUGAUGAUGAUGAUGAUGAUGAUGAUGAUGAUGAUGAUGAUGAUGAUGAUGAUGAUGAUGAUGAUGAUGAUGAUGAUGAUGAUGAUGAUGAUGAUGAUGAUGAUGAUGAUGAUGAUGAUGAUGAUGAUGAUGAUGAUGAUGAUGAUGAUGAUGAUGAUGAUGAUGAUGAUGAUGAUGAUGAUGAUGAUGAUGAUGAUGAUGAUGAUGAUGAUGAUGAUGAUGAUGAUGAUGAUGAUGAUGAUGAUGAUGAUGAUGAUGAUGAUGAUGAUGAUGAUGAUGAUGAUGAUGAUGAUGAUGAUGAUGAUGAUGAUGAUGAUGAUGAUGAUGAUGAUGAUGAUGAUGAUGAUGAUGAUGAUGAUGAUGAUGAUGAUGAUGAUGAUGAUGAUGAUGAUGAUGAUGAUGAUGAUGAUGAUGAUGAUGAUGAUGAUGAUGAUGAUGAUGAUGAUGAUGAUGAUGAUGAUGAUGAUGAUGAUGAUGAUGAUGAUGAUGAUGAUGAUGAUGAUGAUGAUGAUGAUGAUGAUGAUGAUGAUGAUGAUGAUGAUGAUGAUGAUGAUGAUGAUGAUGAUGAUGAUGAUGAUGAUGAUGAUGAUGAUGAUGAUGAUGAUGAUGAUGAUGAUGAUGAUGAUGAUGAUGAUGAUGAUGAUGAUGAUGAUGAUGAUGAUGAUGAUGAUGAUGAUGAUGAUGAUGAUGAUGAUGAUGAUGAUGAUGAUGAUGAUGAUGAUGAUGAUGAUGAUGAUGAUGAUGAUGAUGAUGAUGAUGAUGAUGAUGAUGAUGAUGAUGAUGAUGAUGAUGAUGAUGAUGAUGAUGAUGAUGAUGAUGAUGAUGAUGAUGAUGAUGAUGAUGAUGAUGAUGAUGAUGAUGAUGAUGAUGAUGAUGAUGAUGAUGAUGAUGAUGAUGAUGAUGAUGAUGAUGAUGAUGAUGAUGAUGAUGAUGAUGAUGAUGAUGAUGAUGAUGAUGAUGAUGAUGAUGAUGAUGAUGAUGAUGAUGAUGAUGAUGAUGAUGAUGAUGAUGAUGAUGAUGAUGAUGAUGAUGAUGAUGAUGAUGAUGAUGAUGAUGAUGAUGAUGAUGAUGAUGAUGAUGAUGAUGAUGAUGAUGAUGAUGAUGAUGAUGAUGAUGAUGAUGAUGAUGAUGAUGAUGAUGAUGAUGAUGAUGAUGAUGAUGAUGAUGAUGAUGAUGAUGAUGAUGAUGAUGAUGAUGAUGAUGAUGAUGAUGAUGAUGAUGAUGAUGAUGAUGAUGAUGAUGAUGAUGAUGAUGAUGAUGAUGAUGAUGAUGAUGAUGAUGAUGAUGAUGAUGAUGAUGAUGAUGAUGAUGAUGAUGAUGAUGAUGAUGAUGAUGAUGAUGAUGAUGAUGAUGAUGAUGAUGAUGAUGAUUAUGAUACUUAAUAUAAGCGUAUAA